Messenger RNA from Andrographis paniculata, 2186 nucleotides. RefSeq lists its product as uncharacterized. The record is from RefSeq and is a predicted model, not a curated record. Gene Ontology annotation, biological process: lipid catabolic process. The transcript is spliced from 6 exons. NCBI's taxonomy places the organism in Eukaryota, Viridiplantae, Streptophyta, Magnoliopsida, Lamiales, Acanthaceae. Bases 401 to 1762 code for a protein of 453 amino acids.
CUUCUUCAAUUCAAUUCAGCUCAGCACUACCAUCAUCACUUUGCAUUUCCUGAAAUGUCAACAACCUUCUUCCACCCUAAAUUCGAAAUCCGAAGAAAAAUCUACCAUCGGAAAUGGGAAUUUGACCGGUUGAUUUCUUCCAGAGAUGUUCUCCAGAAUUUCGUCGAUCUUUCCAACCACUCAGUCAAUUCUUCCAACAUUUCACGCGCCGUCCUCUAUUCUUCUCCGCCCGCUCUUAAUUACCCCCGCCGCCAAGCAAGCAUGACAAUAAUCUUCCAUUUUCUUGGGUUUAAGUUCUUGUUAUUUUUCGCUCAUCUGGAUCCUCCAUUAUUUUUCUUAAUCCUUGUCUACUUUGGAAAUUAAGAAGAAUCCUGAAGGUGCGCGCAAUCUGUUCGAUGAAAUGUUUCUUUCCUGUGGAGUCGAAUCCGUCGUCGUUUUGGGGUGUUUACGGUGGGCGUGGAAGCGCUGCACCCACACGGGCUCCGACGACAGUGCCGCCUGGCCCAUCGCCACUGCCGACGAAUUCGAAGCUGUGCCGCGCGCCUGCCGCCUGAUCCUUGCAGUGUAUGAGCCCGAUCUCCGCCACCCACAAUACGCACCUGUCGGGGGCUACGGCCUCAAUCCUAACUGGGUGGUCAAGCGCGUCGACUACGAGCAAACCCUCGGCCACGCUCCUCCAUACUUAAUCUACGUCGACCACGACAAUAAGGAAAUCAUGCUAGCAAUCCGCGGCUUGAAUAUGGUUAAAGAAAGUGAUUACAAACUGCUCAUGGACAACAAGCUCGGCAUGCAGAUUUUUGAUGGAGAGUAUGUUCAUCAUGGGCUAUUGAAAUCAGCAAUGUGGGUUUUCAAUGCGGAAUCGGACACUUUGAGGAGGUUGUGGGAGGAGAACCGGAAGGAAUACAAGAUGGUGCUCGCAGGACAUUCGUUGGGAUCGGGAGUUGCAGCUCUGUUAAGUUUGAUCAUGGCUAGUCAUGGGGAUCAAUUAGGGGGCAUUCCACGGAGUUUGUUGAGAUGUUACGCUGUGGCUCCGACCCGGUGUAUGUCAUUGAACCUAGCGGUUAAGUAUGCCGAUAUCAUACAUUCUGUCGUGCUGCAGGAUGAUUUUUUGCCGAGAACACCCACCCCGCUGGAAGACAUUUUCAAAUCCAUUUUCUGUUUGCCCUGCUUGUUGUUCCUCGUCUGCCUGAGAGAUACAUUCGUACCUGAAGAAAGAAAGCUCAGAGAUCCAAGAAGAUUAUAUGCACCUGGUCGGAUAUAUCACAUUGUUGAGAGGAAAUUUUGCAGAUGUGGAAGGUUCCCUCCGGAAGUAAGAACAGCUAUCCCAGUGGACGGAAGAUUCGAGCAUAUUGUGCUGUCCUGCAAUUCUACAUCUGACCAUGCUAUUAUUUCCAUAGAAUCUGCGGCGCAAGGUGCCUUACAUGAUUUGAAGGAAAAGGAGUUGCUGGGGAGCAGAGGAAAUACAAUGAUCACUCCACCCAAAGUGCAGAAACUCGACAGGAAACUGACAUUAGAGAAAGAACACAAAGAUGCAUUAGAGCGAGCACUCAUGUUCAAUGUACAAACAGAUCAAUCUGAUGAGAAGAUGCUUCCACCUAUGCAGAAAGGCAGUGAUGAACAAACCGGGGAGAAAAUAUCGUCAGGUUGUGAAAUUAAUCCGACCAACUGGAACCACCUACUUGACAAGCUUAAGCUUUUCAACCCAGGUGAAUAUCGACAUUUGCUACUAUUCAACACACAAUCUAUUCAACAGAAGUGCUAAUAUUGCAUUCAUUUUGUUUUCUUUUAUUCCUUGAAUAUGUAUAUAUAUAUAUAUAUGUAUAUUCUUCUGUACAAAAGCUAGUGUAAGUAUUAGCGUUAAGUUUGUGUGUAGAGCGUUGCUUUCAAGUUGAAAGACAUUUUGUGGCAAAUUCGCCCUGUUUGGAGAAAGUGCCCCGAGAUUAAAUAAUCUCCGGGUGAACUUAAUACCUGCAAAUUAAGCCCGAUAAGACAAGUAACGAAUCACGACACCUCUAACGUCACAAGUUUAUUCUCCACACCUGGUGGUGACCUCUCGAUGCAUUUUUAUUUUUUAUUGUUUGAUAACUUCAUAACCCGCAAUCGAUACUUUUGGGUAUGUUUUCGGAUAAAUUCUAAAUAUAAUAUCUUGCAAAUUAGAUCCAAUAAGUCAAUUUUAAAUAUAUAUU